Messenger RNA from Parastagonospora nodorum SN15, 1533 nucleotides. RefSeq lists its product as hypothetical. Gene Ontology annotation, molecular function: pyridoxal phosphate binding; cysteine desulfurase activity. The transcript has 3 exons. Bases 1 to 1533 code for a protein of 510 amino acids. The record is from RefSeq and is a predicted model, not a curated record. Gene Ontology annotation, biological process: [2Fe-2S] cluster assembly. Lineage: Eukaryota; Fungi; Ascomycota; Dothideomycetes; Pleosporales; Phaeosphaeriaceae. Gene Ontology annotation, cellular component: cytosol; mitochondrion; nucleus.
AUGUCUAAUAUUGCACCCACCGUCGCGAGGCAGGCCCUCCGCAUUGCUUCGCGCCGAUACCCCUCUUCCACAUUCUCGCGCUUUGGCCCGCGAGCUGUCGCCGGCCAGGCCAACGGACGGCGAAAUUAUGUCUCCGAGACGAAGCCUUCGAAGGCAACGGUCCAUGUCGACACCACCAUCAAGGCCGAGCGAAAGGCAUUCCUAGACCAAACUGGAGAGCGAGCACAAGAUGCCACAAUGCCAACGACAGGACUUGGCGCCGAUGCCAUGAUGAGCCCAUCGGCUGGAAUUUUGAAGCAAGCUUCGGUGAUGGACCAAGGCUCGCGGCCAAUCUACCUCGACAUGCAAGCCACCACACCAAUGGACCCCCGCGUGGUCGACGCGAUGAUGCCCUUCAUGACCGGCCUUUACGGCAACCCACAUUCGCGGACCCACGCCUAUGGUUGGGAGACAGACAAGGGCGUGGAGGAUUCACGAGAGCAUAUUGCCAACCUCAUUGGCGCCGACCCCAAGGAGAUCAUCUUCACCAGCGGCGCUACAGAGAGCAACAACAUGAGCAUCAAGGGCGUGGCGCGCUUCUUCGGCCGAGCGGGCAAGAAGAGGCACAUCAUCACUUGCCAGACCGAGCACAAGUGCGUGCUCGACAGCUGUAGGCAUCUUCAAGACGAGGGCUUCGACAUCACGUACCUCCCCGUGCAGAACAAUGGCCUCGUCGACAUGGCCCAGCUUGAGGCGGCGAUUCGGCCCGACACCAUGCUUGUUAGCAUCAUGACCGUCAACAACGAGAUUGGUGUCGUACAACCAGUAGAAGAGAUUGGACGACUGUGCCGGUCGAAAAAAGUCUUCUUCCAUACCGAUGCCGCACAGGCAGUUGGAAAGAUCCCCGUCGAUGUUAACAAGUGGAAUGUCGACUUGAUGUCGAUAUCCGGCCACAAGAUUUACGGACCCAAGGGCAUUGGAGCCUGUUACGUCCGUCGAAGGCCACGAGUGAGACUUGACCCCAUCAUCAGUGGCGGUGGUCAGGAGCGAGGUCUCCGCAGUGGCACCCUUGCGCCUCCGCUCGCUAUUGGCAUGGGAGAAGCCGCCCGGAUAUGCAAAGAGGAGAUGGAGUAUGAUACAAAGCGCAUCUCUGCGCUGUCGAAUCGCCUGCUCACGGGCCUGCUCUCCAUGGAGCACACCACCUUGAACGGCGACCGAGAGCGCCAUUAUCCUGGAUGCGUGAACGUCUCGUUUGCCUACGUUGAGGGGGAGUCGCUGCUCAUGGCACUGAAGGACAUUGCACUAUCAUCGGGCAGUGCUUGUACGUCGGCUUCGCUUGAACCCAGCUACGUGCUGCGUGCACUUGGUAGCAGUGAUGAAAGCGCACACAGCAGCAUCCGAUUUGGCAUCGGCCGAUUCACCACGGACGAAGAAAUUGACUACGUCCUGAAGGCAGUGCAGGAGCGUGUGUCGUUCUUGCGAGAACUGAGCCCGCUGUGGGAGCUGGUGCAGGAGGGUGUAGAUCUCAACACCAUCGAAUGGAGCCAGCACUAA